AUGGAGGUUGACCUGAGCCCCGAAGAGUACUUCCGCCAGCAAGCCGCGGCGCUGCUGCACAGCGUCGAGGACCCUCUAGACGACAACAAUAACAACAAAGAGUCCUGGUCUGAAAUCGAUGACAACAGUGGUGCUGAGGACAAUGCAGCGGUGCUUAAAAGGAAGCGCAUCCUGCGCCACGGCCGCAUGCGUCUGUCCGAGAUUAACGAGCGCUUCAGUGCGUCAAAGAAAAAGCUUGUCGAGGCCCGCAAGCACCAAUUGGAUCUCGAGAUGCAGCAGCUAAAGGACGGGACCCAUCCGCAGUACAAAGAGUUUAUCGAACAAGUCGAUGCGCGGUGGUCCGAUCGCCUGGCCAAAAUCGAACUUGAGAUGGAGAGCCGCCGCGCGCUGGCCAAAGUAAAGCUGGACUCGUCGCGCACAUCGGCAAAAAACACAUUCAUUGCGUCCAAGGGCGAGGUGCGUCGGGCCAUGGUCUACCGCCGCAAGAAGCAGAUGUGGGCCCUGACUGAUAACCUGCGCAACCUCGAGAGGAUCCGCGAGGCCAUCACCAACGUCGCAUUCCCGCUGUCCAAUCAGGCCGGGAUAAAAAUCCCCGAAAGGGGCACCAAAGCCUCCAAUGAAUCGGACCACCUGCUCAGCAUGCCAGACACGCACUUGGCCAGGAUUGACGAGGACGCCGAUGUGUCCGCCGUCUGCGGCAUCCCUGCGCUGCUCAACUACGCCGAAACAGAGAUGUCCGCGCCAGAGGACAGCGCUGCAGCGCGCAUCCCCACGCACAACGCAGCAGCCGCGAUCACCGAAGCUACAGACACCCGGGUGCCUAGGUCGCAGGUUGGCUACGCUCACGACGAUAUGGGCGCGGCAUAUGGAUACCAGGGCGUCGGUGCGGGUCACAAUGUCGCUGACGAGACUGUUUUGGUUGGCGGCACUGUUGCCACGUACGAGCCAGCGGAGAGCACGCGCGACUACGGCCGGGCAUACGCGGGCCAGCAGGCCAUUCCCGAUGCGCGCGCGGCGGCGUACAACGCGCAGGGCUCACGCCAUGGCUCGGUUGCUGCGCCGGUGGCGGUAGCUGUAGUGGCUUCCGCUACGGCUUCGGCCCUGACCUCGACCUCGGUUGGCGUACAGCCGUACGCAACGAGAAACCAGACGUACUACGGCGACUCUGCAUACCAGGCAAGCUACUACGACUCGAGUGGCCACAAGGCUCCAAAUCCCCGAGCGCCCACAAUGCAGCACAGUCCGUCUGUCACCGCUACUGUCACUGGUGUCGAGAAGUACGCGUAUGGCUCGAAGAGGCAUGCGCGGAUCAACGGCGCGACCGAGGAAUACCAGACGCCCGGAUACUAUUGCAGCAAUGGAACGACUACUGCGCCCGUGGCUGUGUCGGCACAGAACGGCUCUGUGGUGACCAAGCACAAAUAUCCUGCCGAAUUCGAUGAGGUUCCUGGAAAGCGGCAGCGUACAGUGCAUACGUCGAGUACGUGGCCGGCGUCGCAGUACUAUCAGCAGCAGCAAUACCAGCAUCAGGACGCUCGGUCGUGGAACGAACCCGUCUCAGCGACUGACAAGAGCGGCAACCCAAUGGUUGAUUCCGGUGCCACAAUGCAUUCUUAUGGCUAUGGCAGACAGGCAGAGUACCACCAAAAUUAUUCUAGUGUUGACGGCGAUGCUGCGAGCGGCAAUGCGUACCAGACGCAAUACUCUCAUCCACCGCCGCCGCCAUUGUCUGGUGACCAGGCGUACCAUUAUAGCCAACAGCAGCAGCAGCAGCACGACUACAAUCGUCAGGGCGUUUCGUCGUCGUACUACGGCUCUCAAAAGCAUGACUAUUCGGCAGAGUCAGCGGCGUACUAUCAGCAGCAGCAGCAGGCGCACUACCACAGCCAGGACAGUGGGUACUACCCGCCACAUUACCAGCAGACCGCGGCCACUAACGGAGCAACACCCCUGGCGGCAGGCUCGCACCACGCAGAUGCAGGCUACCACGCUCAGCACCACUAUGGCCAGCAGCAUCAGCACCAGCAGUCGGCAGCAGCUGGCGUGUACGCGGGAGGCGUCCAAAAGACACCUGCUGACUACCAUCCUCAGCGCCAUUCUCAUAAGCAGUACGCCAGCAACAGCAGUUACUCGGGAUUGGAUGCAGGCAUAUCCAUGCCAGCGCCCAGCAGCAGCAGUAACGCUUGGAGCAGCGACUACUACUCGCAGCAGCAGCCACAUCACUCGUCUGCGCAGGUGUACGAGUCGCAGCAGCACCCGCACUACCGCCAGCAGGGCCCGUCCUCCUAUCAUCACCAGAAACACGACUCGCACAGCGCAAUGGUUGUGGAGUAUGCCGGCGACCCUAGGGCAUACUACGGUGGCAGCCAAGCGAUGCACCAACAGCAGCCGCAGCCGCAGCCGCAGUCGCGUUCUGGGGAUCCGCGCGCUCACGGUGUGCCAGCGAUGGGUGCGGGCGCAGUUCCGUCGUACCACCAUCGCCAAGCGACCACUGGCGGCACCGAUGGGCACCAUUACUCGUCAUCGUCACUGACAAAUAUUCUCAAGUAA
This is a messenger RNA of Kickxella alabastrina, 2550 nucleotides long. RefSeq lists its product as uncharacterized. The transcript is spliced from 3 exons. Lineage: Eukaryota; Fungi; Kickxellomycota; Kickxellomycetes; Kickxellales; Kickxellaceae. The record is from RefSeq and is a predicted model, not a curated record. The coding region runs from base 1 to 2550 and encodes 849 amino acids.